AUGUUAGGGAGUUUAAAGCUAACAUUGAAAAGUUUUCAUGACCUCUUUGUAAACUCGUACGGAUAUAACUAUGAUCAAAACAAGGAUUUUGUUGAGGCAUUCUUCCAUGAACUGGAAAGUUAUAUGCUGGGAAACCGGCAAAAUAUAGCGUCGUUGGUUGAUGACUUUUUCGAUGGCCUGCUAAUUCGUGCACUCCAUGUAAUGCUGUUUGUAAAAACUGAACCGGAUAGUAUUGUAGCCAACUGCGUUGCAUCCAAGUUGAGACCUCUGAAGCCAUUUGAUCAGGCGCCUGAAAUAAUAAGGUUUAUGGCAACUCGCGCAUUUCCUCCUCCUAGGAUUCUUAGGAAUAGUCUCCUUUUAGGAGAUCAUGUGGUUCAGUUUUUAUCAAAGAUUACAGUGAAUGAUAGUUGUAUAAAUGAAUGGAUUAAACUACGUUACUGUAAUUUAUGUUCAGGAGUAAUCCAACCCCUCAUUUGUCGACAUAGUUGUUUUAGUCGUUUGUCCACAUGUUUUUUGUUAUGGACUGAUUUUGAUAAAUACUGGCUAUCAUUUAUUGAUCAGGUUGUUCGUGUUGCUGAACGUUUAAAAGACUCCAAAAUUUUCCCCCAGGUUAUUCGACCAUUACAAAUACAUAUAUCUGACGCUAUCAUGAAUCUUCAAACUAUACUUUUUCGACUGGAUCAAUCUGAUGAAUUUUUCAGUGACUGUUUAUUAGAAAACUCAAAAGAGCAUCAGUCGUUUCCUUCCAGGACUGAUUUUAGGCAACGACGACAUCAGGAAUUUGUAUUUGUUGAUCAUGAUACCUUAGUUCAGGAUUACAAACAUCCUUAUAUUUACGGCAAUUAUGAUAUCCUGAAAUCAUGGGCGGACAGUAUUCGUAACAAGUAUCUCUCUAUACGCAAACCAUUUUCUACCAUCAUCAAGUAUCUUUGUAGUGAGGAUCUUCUACGUGAUUCAAAGGAAAAUAGUGACCAUUUAUGUUGGACAGGUGAUAGAUUAACACAUACGUCAAAUAUAACCGUAAAUCUGAUCGAAAAUGAAUCGUUUCUUAAGAUAAAUCCUAUGGCUGUCCGUGUCAUUAAAGAUCUACAACACAUAACUGAAAUUAUGCAAUCUGUAAUUCAAAAUAAUUCUGAUCCUCAUUAUGUGCCGAUUAAAGGGGAAAGUAGAAUUCAAUCUAUAGAUAACGUAACUGUUUUCCUUCCAUUGCCGAGUUAUUCAACAGCAAACCCAAGUACAGUACUAACAACUUUAAACUAUUUAGAAUCUAAUAACAAAAUUCAUUCUACAUCUUUACCAAAUUCUAUCAAAACACUAUUUCAAUUUGAUGCAAAUCCUAUUAAAACAUCUCGUUAUUCAAUCAAAAAACAAAUUAAAACUAAUAAAGUAAUAUAUUUAAAUCCUCCUCAUAAUUUAUGGUUACCAUCGGCUAAUAUACCAUCAUAUAAUUAUCAACGAAAAGUAAUCUGGACAUUUAAUUCUAAUAGUGAUAAUAUAUUAAAGUUUAAUCUAUCUACUAAAGUUUGUAUAAUUUAUUUUACUUGUAUAUAUAUGUAUUUACUUAUAUAUUAA
Schistosoma bovis is the source of this 1572-nucleotide messenger RNA. NCBI's taxonomy places the organism in Eukaryota, Metazoa, Platyhelminthes, Trematoda, Strigeidida, Schistosomatidae. The record is from the annotation of a GenBank genome assembly.